GAUUCUUUACUGGAUUUUCGUUUUUAUGUUAACUGCAGCGUUAUUGUUUUGUGCAAUAUAUACUCUUGUUCUAUUUUCUGACCUUAUGAUCGAUCACAUCAAUCCUAUCGAGUUGUGUGAUAAGGUGAACUUUCUGAUUUAUCCAGAAUUCUUUGGACACGUAUUCCUUACCAUAACGUUGUUGGCAAAGGGGCAUUGGCUUAUAGCACUUUUGAAUGUCCCACUCGUAGCGUACAACGUUAACCGUUACCGCCAGAAAAAGCAUUUAUUAGACAACACCAGAGUUUUUAGUGUCGUUGGAAGAGAACAACGCAUUUGUGAAGUCAAAAUGGGUUUCUUUCUACUGACUUUCUUUGUUUACUUGUAUUGCUUUGUUAUGUCAAUGAUAAAACUGGAAUCAGAUACAAGUAUUCCUGAGAAGCUUGUGCCCUAGCUAAAGUAAAUAAGUACUAGGAACAGAACAACUGGAUAUAGCGGUGUAUCUAUGUGUCGAGCUCUAUCAAAAAUAAAAUUAUUUUCCACUUGUUUUAUUCGCAUUAGUUCAAAAGUAUUCACUGGGAGUGCUUUAGUGACGUGAUUGGGUCGAGAAUAUAUGAAAGCAGGUCUUUCGUUGAUAUUGUCGUCUUGAGAAAGUAAAUAACAUUUCUGACCC
Molecule: messenger RNA, 652 nt
Organism: Galdieria sulphuraria
Lineage: Eukaryota; Rhodophyta; Bangiophyceae; Galdieriales; Galdieriaceae
Product: cornichon family protein
Exons: 3
Coding region: 26-433 (135 amino acids)
Biological process (GO): vesicle-mediated transport
Source: RefSeq, a predicted model, not a curated record